AACUUCAUUUCUUCGAGGUGACAGAUCAUAGGCAACGACGCUACCGGGUCCCGCAAAUUCAAGUGUAAAGUUAGUUAAUAGUCUGAUUCAUCGACGCCAUUACCCAAUGAAGAUCCUUUACCGUUGCUUACUAACGUAGAUAGGAUAAACGUUGUUCAUCACCUUUUUCAAUUUUGUUUCUGAUAAUACUGUUUUUGGUUUAUAGCGUCGGAAUCUAGGUGCUUAAAGGGAGCAAUAGAAAAAGCAAGAUUAAACCAACAAAUACCCAGUCAUAAUCUGUGAGCUAAAAGACACGAACAGAGGGAGUGAGAGGAUAAAGAAUUAGAAUUAGCGAAAAGCCAUCUUGUUUAAGGUUGCCAUUGCUUUGUAAUAGGGUAAUAUGUUGAUGUUGUUGAGUACAAAUAAUUAUAAUAUCCGAAUAUCGUGGGCAUCAUAUGUUUUCAAGAGAAGUCGAAUCAAGUGUGAAAGAGAUUUAUUUCUUUUAUUCUGUUAUCAUCAAUAUCUCAAUUCUAUAUUUUUUUGGGUUCUUUUUUGAGUUUCCUGAUUUGUUUGGAGUUUAAUGUUUAUCGAAAAGCUAAUCAAUCUCGUACUGUCGUACAUACGGUUUAUGGUUUUAAUGUAUUCGUUGAUUUAUUGUUUUGACCGAAUCAGUUGUGUUGUAGAGAAUUCAAAUGCAUUCGGGACUGUGGUAAAAACUGUCGGUUUUUUUUCUGUCUUCUCGAAACCAAACAAGGCGGAUGAUUUUUAAUCAAAGCAUUACUUUUUUUUUUAAGAUCUUAUAAAUUGAUUUUCGUUUCUGCGGAUGAUUUUCUUUAAAAUUAAAAUAGGGCUUGACCAUGAUUCAUUAUUUGUGUAUGAAAGCGAACGACGAGAUCUUUUGAUGUUUCGAUUUCAUAUAGAUUUCAUUGUCCUCAUAACCAUCCCAUAGGACUCUUCACUCUUUCAACUUUGUGCAUCGUUUCGAUUAGGGUUGGACUGUUUCUUUUGGCUUUUUCGCCUAGUAAUGGCGGGUUUUACCUCGUUUUGACUAUUUAGGUCGCUUUUUUUGCCGCACUAGUAUCUUGGUCGCCGGAUUUUCUUCUAUUUCAAUGUGUGCGUUACAUUUAUUAACACCAAUUCCAGGUUUCAUGGAACAAAGGUGGAGUUUUUCAUUCUCAAGUUUGUUUCUUUUGGUUUAGUCGGGAUCCUGACGAGGAGUUGGGAGGGGGUUCUUUUGAAUUUUGAUUUAAUUAUUAAUACGGUGGUGCUUUCAAGGCUUUGGUUGAGAUAAGCUAGUUGGUGGAGCAGCACUAAUUCUAGCAUUUUUUCCCCCCCUUUUGUGUGAGAGUUGGUUUUACUUUCUAAUUCAUAAUAUUUGGAGAAGUCUGCUAUGAGUACAUGAUGUUCAAUGCUCAGGGUCCUGUGAAAAAAUCUAGUCUCCUUGCCAUCCUCAGUGGAAAUUCUUGUGACAAUAAACAAAAGCGGAAACAGGAUGAUUUUCAGGAUCAAUCUCCGUACCCCAUUCCGGAACUUACUUCAUCCGGGCGUCUGGAGGUUAAUGUUUUGAUCAAACCAACUGCUGAUGAACUUCAUCGAGUUUUUGAAACAUUAGAGCCAAAUUUUGUUUACCUGCAAGGCGAACAGCUAGAAGAUAACGAGCAGAUUGGGUCCCUAGUAUGGGAAGAUGUUGAUCUGUCUAGCCCAGAAGCCUUAUGUGGAUUAUUUUCUUCCAAGUUACCUAAUACAGUUUAUUUGGAAACUCCUAAAGGAGAAAAUUUGGCAGAGGCUCUCCAUUCGAAGGGAAUUCCUUACACAAUAUAUUGGAAAAGCGAAUUUUCAAAGUAUGCUGCAUCACAUUUUCGUCAAGCUUUUUUCUCAGUGGCACAAAGUACCUCCAGCCACACAUGGGAUGCUUUCCAGCUUGCUCUUGCUUCUUUCAAAUUAUACUGUUUACAAAACAAUGUCUCACCUUCAAACGGCAUGAAGAGCAGAAGCAAGCUUGGGCCACGAAUGUUUGGUGACCCUCCUAACAUUGAUAUUGCUCCAUUUGAAGCAGACACGAAUGGGGAAGAAAACUCACCUGAGACUAUUUCUGCUCUGAGGAUUUAUGAUGAUGAUGUGAACAUGAGAUUUCUUGUGUGCGGAGUUCCCUGCAUGCUGGAUGCUUGCUUACUGGAAUCAUUGGAGGACGGUCUCAAUGCUCUCCUACGUACAGAAAUACGGGGAUGUAAACUUCACAACCGGACAAGUGCCCCACCACCUCCUCUUCAGGCAGGGACAUUCUCACGUGGUGUGGUAACCAUGCGUUGCGAUAUAUCCACAUGUAGUUCGGCUCAUAUAUCACUCUUGGUGUCUGGUAGUGCAGAUACAUGCUUUAAUGAUCAGCUUUUGGAGAAUUACAUAAAAAAGGAGCUGAUUGAGAAGAGUCAACUUGUUCAAGCAUCAACUAAUUGUGAAGAAAGCGACUUACCUUCCUCUGAGCCUCGACGGUCAGUCUCAAUAGCUUGUGGGGCUAGUGUAUUUGAAGUUUGCAUGCAGGUUCCUACGUGGGCUUCACUGGUUCUGAGACAGGUUGCACCAGAAGUGUCAUACCGCAGCCUAGUUAUGCUGGGAGUAGCCAGUAUUCAAGGAUUGCCUGUUGCAUCAUUUAGGAAACUUGAUGCUGAACGUCUCCUUUACUUUUGUUCAAGGCAGUCGGAAAAAAAUUGCCUUAAUGACUCCAUUUCUUAUGAGCAUCCUAGUUGGCUGAUUCCUCCGCCGCCUACUCAAAAAAGAUCAGGGCCUUUCUCUGGAAUAAAGUCCGUCAAUUCUUGUAGCCUUCAAGUCAGUGAUAGUGGUAACAAUAGAAAGAAAUUGAACAUUGCUGCAAUGAGGCCAAUCCCUCACUCAAAUUGUCAGAAGAUUCAACCUUUUUCUGGAUUAUCUGAGCGGGAAAGGCUUGAUGGAGAACGUGCAAAAUCAAAUCUGCCGAUGGCUCUAACGAAGCACCAUGGUGCAGGCUCUAAUCCAGUCACAAAUAGGAAAUCUUCAACUUCCUUUCAGGCUCAGCAGAUCGUUACAUUAAAUCCACUACCCAUGAAGAAGCAUGGUUGUGACAGAGCUCCAAUACGGACCUGUUCAGAGGAGGAAUUCUUGAGAGAUGUCAUGCAGUUUCUUAUCCUUCGUGGGCAUUCUCGGCUAAUUCCGCCAGGUGGUCUUUCUGAAUUCCCUGAAGCCAUUCUGAAUGCUAAACGCCUCGAUCUUUUUAACUUGUACAGAGAGGUGGUAUCGAGAGGAGGGUUUCAUGUUGGGAAUGGCAUCAAUUGGAAAGGACAAGUUUUCUCAAAGAUGCGGAAUCACACUUUAACAAAUAGAAUGACAGGUGUUGGCAAUACACUUAAAAGACAUUAUGAAACUUAUCUUCUGGAGUAUGAACUAGCUCAUGAUGACGUGGAUGGAGAGUGCUGCUUGUUGUGCCGCAGUAGCGCAGCUGGUGAUUGGGUGAAUUGCGGGAUAUGCGGUGAGUGGGCUCACUUUGGCUGUGAUAGGCGUCAAGGACUUGGUGCAUUUAAGGACUAUGCUAAAACGGAUGGGCUAGAGUACGUUUGCCCACAUUGCAGCAUUUCAAAUUUCAGAAAGAAAUCUCAGAAAACUUCAAACGGAUAUUAACUGGCCAAGAGUGCUUCUCUUUCUGUGAGAAUCUUAUCUCUCACACACACUCAACUGAUGAGGUGGGUUUUGACGAAUGUAAUUUUUUUUUUUUUCCCUUCUCGUUAACCCAUUUGCAUUUUGCCCUUGUUAUGGUCAAACAGGGAGCUGAAGUUCUUCAGCAUCACUAAUACAUGAACAAGGAAAUCCUUGAAUAGGUUUCUAGCAGGAUUAUUUUUCCUCAACUAAAUUGAUUUAUAGUUACUUAUUUAGAUGUAAAGAGUGUUUAUAUAAUUACUUAGUGAAGUUGUUGUCAAGUUCUCGUUUGCAUCAUCUUCAUGUUGCAAUCUUCCCAGUAGUUUGGCUGAGUUUGCGUCGCAAACAUUUGCAUGUGAUGUCUGAUGAAGAUGUGGGUGAGUUUAAUCUCUCCAUAUGAUCGUAGGUUGCAAUUACAGUGUAUCCAAAGGAUUGUCCGUAUCGAAAAUGUUCA
Molecule: messenger RNA, 4096 nt
Organism: Neltuma alba
Lineage: Eukaryota; Viridiplantae; Streptophyta; Magnoliopsida; Fabales; Fabaceae
Product: AT-rich interactive domain-containing protein 4
Exons: 15
Coding region: 1378-3627 (749 amino acids)
Molecular function (GO): DNA binding
Source: RefSeq, a predicted model, not a curated record